AAUGAAUAUGCUGUUGGUGAAACAUAAAAGAAAGUUCUUAGAAAAUAGAAAGAAAGCAACGCUACCCUAUUCCGUUGGGUGUUGUUCUUUCUUGAAAUUCAAACCUCCAAACUUCAAUUCAAUCUCUCUCUCUCUCUCUGAUUCUCAACACAGAAAGCUUCCAUGGGUCAAGUUUUUCGGAAGCUCUUUGACACCUUCUUUGGCAACUCUGAUAUGCGGGUUGUGAUGCUUGGUCUUGAUGCUGCUGGAAAAACUACUAUACUCUACAAACUUCACAUUGGAGAAGUUUUAUCUACUGUUCCCACUAUUGGUUUCAAUGUCGAGAAAGUUCAGUAUAAGAAUGUUGUUUUUACGGUUUGGGAUGUUGGAGGACAAGAGAAAUUAAGGCCACUUUGGAGACAUUAUUUUAACAACACCGAUGGUCUGAUUUAUGUUAUUGAUAGCCUCGAUCGUGAGAGAAUAGGUCAAGCAAAGCUGGAGUUUCAGGCAAUCAUAAAUGACCCUUUUAUGCUUAAUAGUGUCAUAUUGGUGUUUGCAAACAAACAGGACCUGAGAGGAGCGAUGACGCCAAUGGAAGUAUGUGAAGGACUAGGUCUCUUUGAUCUAAAGAAUAGGAAAUGGCACAUACAAGGCACCUGUGCCCUCAAGGGAGAUGGCCUUUACGAGGGCUUGGACUGGUUGGCUUCAACUCUGAAGGCGAUAAAAGCUGAAGGAACCUCAUCCUUCGUAUUUUGGUCUGCGUCAUUGAUGAAAGAAUGUGAAGCAAUUAUUAAAGAAAGUAGGAAGCUACACCAUCAGUUCCAAUUGGAUCACCCUCUCAUCGUCCUUCUAGCGCUUUCAAUUCUCCUUUCUGGACUACGAACUCCAGUGCUCCUGUUUGGAAUAAUAACUUCUUCCCUAACCGUUGGAUCUAGAGGUACAGAUACAGACAUGGGUCAAGCUUUUCGGAAGCUCUUUGACACCUUGUUUGGAAACUCUCAGAUACGGGUUCUGAUGGUUGGUCUUGACAACGCUGGCAAAACAACUAUACUCUAUAAGCUUCAAAUUGGAAAAGUUGUAACUACUAUUCCUACUGUUGGUUUCAAUGUGGAGAAAGUCGAGUAUAAGAAUGUUGAUUUUACAGUUUGGGAUACUGGAGGCCAAGGACUACAUAAAUUAAGGCCAAUUUGGAAACACUAUUUCAACAACAAUGAUUGUCUGAUUUAUGUUGUUGAUAGCCUGGAUCGUGAGAGAAUCGAUCACGCAAAGGAAGAAUUUCAGAUAACCAUAAAUGAGCCUUCGAUGCUUAAUAUUAUCAUAUUGGUGUUUGCAAACAAACAGGAUCUGAAAGGAGCGAUGACGCUGACGGAAGUAUGUGAAGGACUAGGUCUGUUUGAAGUAAGGAAUAGAAAAUGGCACAUACAAGGAACUUGUGGCCUUAACGGAGAUGGCCUUUUUGAAGGCUUAGACUGGUUGGCUUCAACUCUGAAGGAGAAAAAGGCUGCUGAAUAAUACUCUACAAUAUAAACCUCAUCUUUUCAAUGGUUCGUUUUCAUUCAAGAAUGCAGUAGAAAGUAGAAUGUAGGAAACUUUUACUUUUCAAUGGUUCAUUUUCAUUCAAGAAUGCAGUAGAAUGUAGGAAACUUUUACUGCAAUCGACUUUGCAAUUGUGUGCAGAGUCUUUUUAAACAAGAGAACUGUCCUCUAUGUGAUAAACAUGUCAACUGAAAAGGGAAUUGUCUAAUGUAAU
Molecule: messenger RNA, 1729 nt
Organism: Lathyrus oleraceus (garden pea)
Lineage: Eukaryota; Viridiplantae; Streptophyta; Magnoliopsida; Fabales; Fabaceae
Exons: 15
Coding region: 163-1491 (442 amino acids)
Molecular function (GO): GTP binding; GTPase activity
Source: RefSeq, a predicted model, not a curated record